Trichomonas vaginalis G3 is the source of this 1000-nucleotide messenger RNA. RefSeq names its product organellar and viral DNA polymerase type B. Lineage: Eukaryota; Parabasalia; Trichomonadida; Trichomonadidae. Gene Ontology annotation, molecular function: DNA binding; nucleotide binding; DNA-directed DNA polymerase activity. The transcript has a single exon. The annotation marks the transcript as partial. Gene Ontology annotation, biological process: DNA replication. The record is from RefSeq and is a predicted model, not a curated record.
AUGUCUCAGUUAGAAGAGAUUACAGGAACUCCAAUCAUCAAAGGUUCACAAACGAUGCAGAUACAAGGAAAGUACAAAGGAAAACUUCUCUGCUUCAAAGACUCUUAUGCAAUCAUCUCAACUAAGUUGGAAAGAUUCCCUGAAAUGUUUCACCUCACUAGUGGUGAAAAAGAAGUUUUCCCAUAUAAUUACUACACGGAAGAGUUAGUUAAUACAACUAAAGUUGGUAACAUCGAUGAUGCCAUGAAUCAUGUCAAAGAUAUUGAAGCUUUUAAUGAGAACAUUGAGAAGAUUGAAGAUUGCAAGAUUGAUGAUGAACACUUUGACAUGGAAGUUUAUUCGUCAUUCUAUUGCGGUCAAGAUGUACGCAUUUUACGAGAUGGCUUUCUUAAGUUCCGCAAUGACCUCAUGACUGAGUUUGAAAUAGAUGCUUAUGAUUAUGUUUCAAUAAGUUCUAUCUCAAACAAACUCUUUGAGAAGAGAGUAUAUUGGAAGAACGGUAAUCUCUUUGAUCUUGCAGGAAAACCUCGUGAAUAUAUUUCCAAGUGUAUUCAAGGAGGAAGAUGCAUGCUAGCUGAGAACAAGAAGCAAUACAAUGAAGGAGAACUCAUCACUGACUUCGAUGCUGUAUCAUUGUAUCCAUCAGCAAUUGCUAGACUUUACUGUUUAGAAGGAAUUCCAAAAGUUAUGACAGAAGAGAUGAAGAGCAGUGAAUACUUGUUGGAGCAUCUCUUUGAUGAUGACCAAGCUGAACCAACAAAGGAAAAGUUCAUCUCAGGAUUUUACUGUCAGAUCGAGAUCUUGUCGAUCGGUAAGAACUCAGCAUUCCCAUUGAUUGUCGUCAAUCCUGACAUCAACCCUGACUUACAUGUUGCCAGAAGUUCCAAUACAUGCUGCAAGAUGUUCGUAGACCACAUUACGCUUCAAGAUCUGAUCAAGUUCCAAGAGAUCUCAUGCAAAGUCAUUGAUGGAUACUAUUAUGAUGGAAAAAGGGACAUGA